AUGUGGCGUCGUGCGGUUGCUGCUCUGCCGAACGCCUCCGCCGCUGCUGCUGCUGCUGCUGUGUGGGGGUGCGCCGCCGGCCGCCGCUGCAUCCACGGUGAGAUGCGGCACCACAACACCGACACGAACAACACCCGCAUCCCGUGGGACUUCACCAUGGCGAGCUACGAGGAGAUCAACAACGUCAUUUUGCCCAAGUUUCCGAGGAGCCGACGCAAGAGCGCAGUAAUCCCGCUCCUGCACCUCGCGCAGCGUCAGCAGGGCGGCUACAUCCCCGUCACGGCAAUGUACAAAAUCGCCCGCAUCUGCGAGGUGCCGCCGAUGCAUGUCUUCGAGACGGUGACGUUCUAUUCUAUGUUCAACCGCCAGCCAGUCGGGAAGUACCACGUGCAGUUCUGCGUCACGACGCCGUGCCUGCUGUGCGGCUGCGACGACCUCAUCCACCGCACGGAGGCGUACCUGAACAUCAAGAUGAACGGCACGACGAAGGACGGCCUCAUUACGCUCGGUGAGAUGGAGUGCCUCGGCGCCUGCGUCAACGCCCCGAUGCUCGUCGUGAGCGACUACAGCCGCCCGCCUCACUUCUCCUACGACUUCGUAGAGGACCUCACAUGGGACGGAGUGAAGCAGCUCAUUGAGUGCCUGCGCGAGGGCCGGCCGUUUAAGGUGGGAACGCAGCGUGCCGACCGCAAGUGGGCGGAGCCGCCGGGUGGCAGGACAUCUAUCUUCUUCAAGGAGCCGCCAAAGCCGUACUGUAGGGAUCUUGACACUAAGCCGGAGCCACCUGCUGCUGCUGCUGCUGCUGCUCCUGGGAAGAAGUAG
Molecule: messenger RNA, 822 nt
Organism: Trypanosoma grayi
Lineage: Eukaryota; Euglenozoa; Kinetoplastea; Trypanosomatida; Trypanosomatidae
Product: NADH-ubiquinone oxidoreductase, mitochondrial
Exons: 1
Coding region: 1-822 (273 amino acids)
Biological process (GO): mitochondrial electron transport, NADH to ubiquinone
Molecular function (GO): NADH dehydrogenase activity
Source: RefSeq, a predicted model, not a curated record